Chaetura pelagica (chimney swift) is the source of this 1412-nucleotide messenger RNA. It is a transcript of the gene WNT9A, whose product is annotated as wingless-type MMTV integration site family, member 9A. Lineage: Eukaryota; Metazoa; Chordata; Aves; Apodiformes; Apodidae. The coding region runs from base 44 to 994 and encodes 316 amino acids. Gene Ontology annotation, molecular function: frizzled binding; cytokine activity. The record is from RefSeq and is a predicted model, not a curated record. Gene Ontology annotation, cellular component: extracellular region. The transcript has 3 exons. Gene Ontology annotation, biological process: multicellular organism development; cell fate commitment; canonical Wnt signaling pathway.
GACGGGGAAUGAACCUCUGACCAUCCUCCCUCUGACCUCAGAAAUGGAGGAAGCUGCCGUCAAAGCCCACUACAAAGUCUGUGACCGCCUGAAGCUGGAGAAGAAGCAGCGCAGGAUGUGCCGGCGGGACCCUGGCGUGGCCGAAACCCUGAUGGAGGCCAUCAGCAUGAGUGCCCUGGAGUGCCAGUACCAGUUCCGCUUUGAGCGCUGGAACUGCACCCUCGAGGGUCGCUACCGGGCCAGCUUGCUAAAGAGAGGUUUUAAGGAGACAGCCUUCUUGUAUGCCAUCUCCUCUGCGGGGCUGACACACGCCAUGGCCAAGGCUUGCAGUGCAGGGAGGAUGGAACGUUGCACCUGUGACGAGGCCCCUGACCUGGAGAACCGUGAGGCUUGGCAGUGGGGUGGCUGUGGUGACAACCUGAAGUACAGCAACAAGUUUGUCAAGGAGUUCCUGGGGAGGAAACCCAACAAGGACCUGCGAGCCAGGGUGGACUUCCACAAUAACCUUGUGGGAAUGAAGGUGAUCAAAGCUGGAGUGGAGACAACCUGUAAGUGCCACGGUGUAUCUGGAUCCUGUACUGUCCGAACUUGCUGGAGGCAGCUCUCUCCAUUCCAUGAAAUAGGGAAGCAGCUGAAGCAAAAGUAUGAGACGUCGCUCAAAGUGGGCAGCACUACCAACGAGGCCACAGGGGAAGGAGACAUCUCCCCACCCAAGAAGUCCAUCCCUGGUCACAGCGAUCAAAUCCCAAGGACUACGGAUCUUGUCUACAUUGACGAUUCCCCAAGCUUCUGUAUGAUGAGUAGAUACUCGCCUGGGACUUCAGGAAGGAAAUGUUACAAAGACAAGAACUGUGACAGCAUCUGCUGCGGGCGAGGGCACAACACGCAGAGCCGGGUGGUCACCCGCCCCUGCCAGUGCCAGGUCCGUUGGUGCUGCUAUGUGGAAUGCAAGCAAUGCACCCAGAGAGAAGAGGUUUACACCUGCAAAGACUGACACAUCUCCUGCUUGAUGGCAACCCUCGGUGAUGGGCGACGGUGAUCUAUGAGAACUACAUAUGGAGACAAACAGGGUUUGAUUGACCUUCUGGGAUCUGAAAGCUAUGUCGAGACAUAAGCACUUUGUAGGGUACAGGUGACCCAGCUGUGUUGCUGUUUUGUUUUUUGUUUUUUGUUUUGUUUUCCUGUAGACUGAAUUUUAAUGAGGUCCAACCAUGUGGAAAUAAGUGCCUGUCACACUGGGGUUAGACACCAGUUGACCUUCACCUUAGUCAUCCAUGCAGUUUAACGGAUCGUUCAUCCUUGGAACAUCUUGAUUUUUUUUCACCAGUCCUCCAUGAACUCCUGGGCUAAUAUAUUCUCUUUGGCAUAAAUAACAUACACUAUUUUAUUCCUGAAGCUUACCCAACUGCUUA